AUGGAUAUCGUCGAUCGCGAUAUGGAGAGGGCGGAGGUGAUGGCCACCAGGACAUAUUCGCAGGAAAGCAAGGCCCGCCGCUCUUUACGAAGUCAACGAUCCCACCAGUCUGUUUCCUCCUCUUCCGGAUCCUCCACCUCCACGGACGCAGAUGUGAUGGGUAGGAUCGCAACCGCCUCAGCCGCAAGCCUAGGGCGCACGAGAACACACCCUGUCGAAGAUCAUCGCACAGAAACGCAUAGAUUGCAACAUAUCCAGACAGUCGGAGCCAGCACAAAAAGUCGCCCCGACACAAAACCAUUACCGGAGUUUGGUGGUGGAAAGCCUUAUCCUCCUGCUUUGCCCGAGCGGGAAGAAUAUGUGGUCGAGUUUGAUGGCAAAGAUGAUCCUCUACACCCCCAGAACUGGCCCUUUUCGAGGAAACUCUACUUGGGCGCCAUUCUAGCAUACACCUGUUUAUGCAGCACCUUUACCUCUUCUGUCUUCUCCGCGUCCACCACGACCGUUGCCAGAGUUUUCGGCAUCGGGCUUGAAGUCGCCACUCUCAGCACCUCGCUCUACGUCCUGGGCUACGCUUUCGGCCCUCUUGUCUGGGGCCCUUUUAGCGAAUUGCAAGGCAGAAAACUGCCCAUUUUGGUUGGCAUGUUUGGUUUCUCCAUUUUCAAUUUUGGCUGUGCCGCCGCCAAGGACAUCCAGACUGUCAUGCUCUGCCGCUUCUUCACCGGCCUGUUUGGGUCAUGUCCUCUGGCAGUGGUGGCUGCCGUCUUCGCCGAUAUGUUUGACAACACCCAGCGUGGGCCGGCCGUCGUCAUUUUCUCCGCCAUGGUUUUCAUGGGUCCGAUGCUGGGGCCUUUUAUCGGUGGUUUCAUCAACGCGUCCUACUUGGGCUGGCGUUGGAAUGUCUACCUUCCAGGCAUCAUGGGCUCGGCUUCUUUCCUUCUGAAUCUGUUUUUCCUCAAAGAAAGCUAUGCUCCUGUGGUCCUGGUCAGCAAAGCUGCCGAGUUGCGCCGCCGAACUAAGAAUUGGGGAAUCCACGCAAAGCAGGAGGAAGUCGAAGUCGAUUUUCGCGAGCUCGUGACUAAGAAUUUCUCCCGUCCACUUCGAUUGUUGGUUUCGGAGCCCAUCAUCCUCGCCAUCACCAUCUACAUGUCUUUCAUCUACGGUCUGCUUUAUCUUUUCUUGACUGCAUACCCUCUCGUUUUCGCCGGCGUUCAUGGUUUCAAGCCUGGGGUAUCAGGGUUGCCAUUCUUUGGAAUGGUUGUUGGCAUUUUCAUCGUGGCUGCUUAUAUCAUCUUCACCUCCAAGCAGUACAACAAGAAGCUCGAGGCCAAUGGUGGCAUUCCCGUCCCCGAAUGGCGUCUCCCCCCUGUCAUGAUCGGGGGUGUGCUUUUCGCGCUGGGUCUUUUCUGGUUUGGCUGGGGUGGCUACAAGAGAUCUGUUCACUGGAUCGUUCCAACUCUUUCAGGACUCUUCACCGGAUUUGGCCUCUUGGCUAUCUUCAUCCAGUGCUUCAACUAUCUCAUUGAUUCCUACCUCAUGUUUGCUGCGUCAGCGAUCGCGGCGAAUACUUUUCUCCGUUCGAUUACCGCAGCCGGCUUCCCCUUGUUCGCACGCCAGAUGUUCGAUGGCAUGGGGAUCGAGUGGGCUUCCACGCUCCUCGGGUGCUUCGCGUUCCUGCUUGUACCGAUCCCAGUUCUGUUCUAUCUCUACGGCGCGAAGCUCCGUGCGAAAUCCAAAUUUGCGCCGACGAUGGCAAUCAAGAAGCCUGCCGAUGAAGAAGAAAGCAGCAGCGAUGAUGAGAUGCAGAUGGCUGCGCUUCACGCCACUAGAAGUCGUGCCCACCAUGACUUGAACACGGGAAGGUCGAGAACGAGAACAAGGACCAAUGCUUCGGCCGGUGCUGUUCCAUCAGCCACCAUACCCUCGAAUAAUACCAAUUCUGCUGGGGCGGAAAAGAAUGCGUGA
This is a messenger RNA of Exophiala aquamarina CBS 119918, 1965 nucleotides long. Its product is annotated as MFS transporter, DHA1 family, multidrug resistance protein. Bases 1 to 1965 code for a protein of 654 amino acids. Gene Ontology annotation, biological process: transmembrane transport. The record is from RefSeq and is a predicted model, not a curated record. Gene Ontology annotation, molecular function: transmembrane transporter activity. Lineage: Eukaryota; Fungi; Ascomycota; Eurotiomycetes; Chaetothyriales; Herpotrichiellaceae. The transcript has 2 exons.